Messenger RNA from Cyclopterus lumpus (lumpfish), 2730 nucleotides. RefSeq names its product PDZ and LIM domain 7 (gene pdlim7). Lineage: Eukaryota; Metazoa; Chordata; Actinopteri; Perciformes; Cyclopteridae. Bases 99 to 1547 code for a protein of 482 amino acids. Gene Ontology annotation, biological process: actin cytoskeleton organization; muscle structure development; heart development. Gene Ontology annotation, cellular component: filamentous actin; adherens junction; Z disc. Gene Ontology annotation, molecular function: actin binding; muscle alpha-actinin binding. The transcript is spliced from 14 exons. The record is from RefSeq and is a predicted model, not a curated record.
GGGUGGAGGAGGAGGAGGAGGAGGAGGAGGGGGAGGAUCAGGAGCAGGAGCAGGAGCAGGAGGAGCAAGAGUGUGUUAGGGGUUCAGGCACAGAGGCUAUGAGCGUAUACUCUGUAACCCUGAGCGGCCCAGCGCCGUGGGGCUUCAGGCUGCAGGGGGGCAAGGACUUCAGCAUGCCACUCACCGUGUCGAGGCUGACCCCGGGCGGUAAGGCAGCUCAGGCUGGUGUCGGAGUAGGAGACUGGGUGGUGUCCAUCAGUGACACUAAUGCAGAAGACAUGACCCACGUGGAGGCACAGAACAAGAUCAGAGCAGCAACAGACUCCCUCACCCUCACCCUCAGCAAAGCUUUCAAAGCGGGUGGAGAACAGAAGGACUCACUUGCUCCGGCUUCUGUGCAGCCAAAGUACUCCUUUGCCCCCAGCACAACCAUUAACAAGAUGGCGAGGCCAUUUUCAGCAGGUGGUGGUAGUGCUAACUCAGGACCUGCUAUUAAACCUGUGGCCUACUCCCCUAAACUUAACACCCCAAGCUCACAGGGCCGUGCCAGUAUGCAGCAGCCACAGAAUGGGCAUGGCCUCAGGAUGGAGAACCUGCCCUGUUUUAUCCCCAACGACCGCAGCAAGAAGAGGCUGAUCCAGGACACUGAGGACUGGCAGCCCCGCACCGGCACCACCCAGUCCCGCUCCUUCCGCAUCCUGGCCCAGCUCACAGGCACCGACUUCAUGCAGGAUCCAGAUGAUGAAAUCAUGAAGAGGUCCAGCCAACUCCCUCACCUGCCAAGGCCCAGCCCAGCAGCAUCCAGCUCCAAGACUGCUGCAGCAGGCAGUUCAGGCCCUUCCUCUCGACCACCGUGGGUCACUGACCCUAACUUCGCCGACCGCUUUCGCCCAGACAAGACCAGCACAGUUGUGACUCAGCACCAGCAGCCGGCCCAUCCGACGCCUAUGCAGAACCGCAGCUCCAUCCUGCAGGCUGCGCAGCAGGCCACUGAGGACAGCGGGAGCACCCCGGUAUGUGGUGCCUGCAACAAAAUCAUAAGGGGUCGGUAUCUGGUAGCGCUGGGGCGUUCUUGGCAUCCGGAGGAGUUUACGUGUUCACAGUGUAAGGCGGUCCUGGACGAGGGGGGCUUCUUCGAGGAGAGGGGGUCCGUCUACUGUACCAAGUGCCACGAUAACCGAUAUGCUCCAAACUGCGCAAAGUGCAAAAAGAAGAUCACAGGGGAAAUCAUGCAUGCCCUGAAGAUGACUUACCAUGUUGAGUGUUUCAAGUGUGCAGCCUGCAAGACUGCAAUCAGGAACCAAGCCUUCUAUAUGGAGGAGGGCGAACCCUACUGUGAGAAAGACUAUGAGAAGAUGUUUGGCACCAAAUGCCAUGGCUGUGACUUUAAGAUUGAUGCCGGCGAUCGGUUUCUGGAGGCCUUGGGCUACAGCUGGCAUGAUACGUGCUUCGUCUGUGCUCUCUGUCAAAUCAACCUGGAGGGGAAGACGUUCUACUCGAAGAAGGAUAAGCCCCUGUGCAAAGGCCAUGCCUUCGCUCCAGUGUGAAAGAGCGAGCUUCAUCUGCAGAGGAAGUAACGCUUCUCUCUCUCCCUGCUCUUUACCCCACUCCGCCCUCCGGCACUCGUACACAUUCUACUUCUCUUCUUUCCAACCACACAGCGAGUCACACUCAGCCUUCCGUGUAUCCUACAGACUUUGUUUCAAUAUUUGAGGCUUACUUUUACCUUCACAUGCUGUUACUUUAAUAGGACACACAUGUUACUGCCUGUAAUACCAAAUGCUGUGUUGUAUAACUGGAAGUAGUCAAGGAAUUGUUUCAUGUCACCACUAAUCUGAUGACUAUACGUCCUUUUUUUUAGAUCGGACAAUAAAAAGUGCAGCUGCAGUUAAUCUAGAUUUAAAAUUAAUCAACUCUACUAAUCUCAUCCUUGUUCAACCUGAAGUGAGAUUAAGUCAGUAUCUUGCAAGGUGAAGGAGUCAUUUAGCUUUUAAUAAUCUUACAUAUUGCAGUAAUGAUCUGCCUCUCCUGCUGUUCUAAGUGUAGAAGUGGUGGCUCCCUUCAGGACCUGGCUGCCUCACUUACUGCUUACUAUUAAUGUAAUGGGGGUCCAGUGGAGCACAAAGGGGUGUCCUUUUUCCGCUUGACUGGACUUCUCCACAGAAGCACUCAGCAGAAUGUGCUCUGAUGGAGAAGUAAAGUAGUUAAUAACUGUAAUUUUGAGUCAUGUAAUAAUCCUCAAUCGCUCCAAUUUUUAAUGGUCACAGAUGUGGGUGACAAAAAGAAAAGUCUUAUUUUAAAUGUUUCACUCUAGCCUAGUCUUUUGGACUUAUCAUUUAUUGGACAUGUUAUUGUCACGUUACUAUGCUAUUGGGAUUAUUCCUUAGAGUACUUUCAAAUCAUGGUUGAAUUUGUAUUUAUAUUGCUUCAUAAUGGGUCUGUAAGUGUAUUGUUAUAGCUGUGGGACUUUAAAAUAUAAUCUAGUAAUGCCGAGUGCUGGAGCAGAACACCGAGCUGAACACAUCUGUAAUAUUUUCUAUUGUCUGAUGUUUUUGCUCUUUGCUCUCACCAACACCUGCUCCCAACACGAGGACAAUGGACUCAUGUUUUUGUUGUUUUGUUGGAGUUCUUUUUCCUAACAUUUUUUACUUUACCCAAACAGCUGUUGUAACAAGUCCCUAGUGAAUCCCUUCAAUGUUUCCAUGUAGAAAUAAAUAAUUUUACAAUAGC